AUGACUGGUAUCAACACCAUUACCUCCACAUCGGUGUACAAACCACCCGAUUUGAACAGAAAUAUCACUGAGAUAUUUGGAAAGCUAAUUAACAUAUAUAGAGCUUUGGGUGAAGAUAGACGGUCCUUUAGCUAUUACAAAGCUAUCCCCAUCAUUGAAAAGUUCCCCACUAGGAUUGAAAGCGUUGAUCAGCUCAAACACUUCCCUGGAAUUGGAAAGGCAAUGAGAGAUCAUAUUCAAGAGAUUGUGACAACAGGGAAGUUGUCCAAGCUUGAACAUUUUGAAACAGAUGAGAAGGUUCGUACAAUCAGUUUGUUCGGGGAAGUUUGGGGUAUCAGUCCUGCGACUGCACUCAAGCUAUAUGAGAAAGGACAUCGCACACUAGAAGACUUGAAGAACGAGGAUUCACUAACGCAUGCACAAAGGUUGGGGUUGAAAUAUUUUGAUGAUAUCAGAACAAGAAUUCCACGUCACGAGGUGCAAGAGGUGGAACAACUUCUACAGAGAGUCGGCGAGGAAACUUUGCCUGGUGUGAAUAUUGUAUGUGGAGGAUCAUAUAGACGUGGGAAAGCUACUUGUACCUACAAUCUAGAUAUAGUUAUCACACAUCCUGAUGGACAAAGUCACAAGGGAUUUUUGACAAAGUUUGUAAAGCGUUUAAAAGAAAUAAACUUUUUAAGAGAAGAUCUCAUCUUCAGCACCCACAGUGAAGAGGGUACUGAUUCAGGCGUUGACACUUAUUUUGGCCUGUGCACUUAUCCUGGUCAGGAGCUACGGCGCCAUAUCGAUUUUAAGGUUUAUCCAAGGGAUAUCUAUGCAUUUGGACUCAUAGCUUGGACAGGGAACGACGUGUUGAACAGAAGGCUGAGAUUGCUAGCAGAAUCCAAAGGAUAUCGACUUGAUGACACUGGACUGUUCCCAGCUACUCACAGUUCUAGCGGUAACCGGGGUGCUAGAGGAACUGCAAGUCUGAAACUCUCAACGGAGAAACAAGUGUUCGAUUUCUUAGGAUUUCCUUGGCUCGAGCCACACGAGAGGAAUCUCUAA
Molecule: messenger RNA, 1047 nt
Organism: Arabidopsis lyrata subsp. lyrata
Lineage: Eukaryota; Viridiplantae; Streptophyta; Magnoliopsida; Brassicales; Brassicaceae
Product: DNA polymerase lambda
Biological process (GO): double-strand break repair via nonhomologous end joining
Cellular component (GO): nucleus
Molecular function (GO): DNA-directed DNA polymerase activity; DNA binding
Source: RefSeq, a predicted model, not a curated record